Messenger RNA from Thamnophis sirtalis, 455 nucleotides. Lineage: Eukaryota; Metazoa; Chordata; Lepidosauria; Squamata; Natricidae. The record is from RefSeq and is a predicted model, not a curated record.
GAAGGAGGCUCGGACGGGAGAGCCAGCGCGGCAGCUGCUCGGGGAAACCUCGGCGCUUCUUGGGGAGUUUGGGUGCUGUGGCUGCGAGCGCCUGGACGGACGGGCGGACGGACGGAGGGGCGCGCACGAUGGAGCCUUGGAAGCAAUGCGCUCACUGGCUCAUCCAGUGCCGGGUGCUGCCGGUCAACCACCGGGUGACUUGGGAGGCGGCGCAGGUGUUCGACCUGGCCCAGACCCUCCGCGACGGCGUCCUGCUUUGCCAGCUGCUCAACAACUUGCGCCCGGGCGCCCUCAACCUCAAGGAGAUCAACCUGAGACCGCAGAUGUCCCAGUUUCUGUGCUUGAAGAAUAUAAGAACAUUCCUUUCUGCCUGCUGUGAAAUAUUUGGAAUGAAGAAGAGUGAACUCUUUGAAGCAUUUGACUUGUUUGAUGUUCGUGAUUUUGGAAAGCUCUAG